Aspergillus caelatus is the source of this 1133-nucleotide messenger RNA. RefSeq names its product peroxidase family protein. Gene Ontology annotation, molecular function: peroxidase activity. Bases 1 to 726 code for a protein of 241 amino acids. The transcript has 3 exons. The record is from RefSeq and is a predicted model, not a curated record. NCBI's taxonomy places the organism in Eukaryota, Fungi, Ascomycota, Eurotiomycetes, Eurotiales, Aspergillaceae.
AUGAAGACUUCUACGCUUACUCUCCUUGCUUUUGCAACCUCUGGUCUGGCAUUCCCGGAUCCUAACGGUCAUGAGUUUCGUGCCCCAGGGCCUUUUGAUACAAACCACGGCUAUCUCCCGCGCGACGGGAAGAACCUAGAUUACGAAAUGAUCAACAAGGCUGCGCAAGCAGCAUACAACUUCGAGUCGGGCUUUUAUAUAGAUGCCGUUAAUAUGGUUUUUGAAUUUAACAUCUCCACCACAAAUCGACCUAAUGAAACUUUCCAUCUUCGCGACCUCGCUAGACACGAUACAAUUGAAGCGGACGGCUCGCUUACUCGCAACGAUAUUUACUUUGGAGACGAUCUCCACUUCGAUGCCACAGUUUGGAGUCCUGUUGCGAAGGAUCUCGGGUUGGAUCAUUACCGAUAUGUUGACCGCUUCGUCACGGUCGAUACGGCAGCUAAGGCUACUAAAAACCGCUAUGGUCUUGCGAUGAGUGCCAACCCACAAUUCAAUGCUUCUGCGCUUUGGAAACAGUUUCAAUACGGGACUACAGCACUCUAUCUUCUGACCCUAUGGGACAAUGAUCACAAUGCUGUGCCAAAACCAUGGGUCAAAGCCUUGAUGGGUGAGGAUCGGAUUCCAUAUAAAGAAGGAUAUAUGAAGGGAAACGUGACAAAAACUGGCAAGCAGAUCCAGGCCAUGAACAAGGCGGUACGAGAUGCAGUCGGUUUGAAAUCUUGAAGAGAACAUUUGAGCUCGCGGACGUGUUUGUCUUUUAUGGGGGUAGAGGUCGGCACGAAUACAUAUUUGUAGCACCCUGAGAUAGUCAAAUCCUGUAAACGGGCAUACACAUGAAGGGUCUCGUGGAACGCUUGUUGUCUCCUUGGUUGGGUAUCAUGUGUGUAUAACCUGUGGGGAGGAUCCAGGUUCUGUACACAGGUGUUGAUCUUCCCGUUAAGCGAAGUAAGGAACCUGAGUAUCAUGUUAGAAAUGGGUUUACGACGUGGUUUGGGAGAAAGGUAGUUUUUACGGUUAUCAAAGGGACGUGGCAUUGCAAAUGCCUAUUUGUCGGAAAUUUAGUAACGUUGGCUUUUGUAACCCUAGUUGGUAUUUUGUCUUUUGUCAUAAACACGAAAUAUGAAAGGUAG